This is a messenger RNA of Vanderwaltozyma polyspora DSM 70294, 1503 nucleotides long. RefSeq names its product rRNA-processing protein LAS1 (gene LAS1). Lineage: Eukaryota; Fungi; Ascomycota; Saccharomycetes; Saccharomycetales; Saccharomycetaceae. Gene Ontology annotation, cellular component: Las1 complex; preribosome, large subunit precursor. The transcript has a single exon. Gene Ontology annotation, biological process: maturation of LSU-rRNA; maturation of 5.8S rRNA. Bases 1 to 1503 code for a protein of 500 amino acids. The record is from RefSeq and is a predicted model, not a curated record. Gene Ontology annotation, molecular function: endonuclease activity.
AUGAUUCAUCCACGAAUAGUUCCUUGGAGAAGUAAGGAUGAAUUAGAUAUUCUGAAGAAAUGGUUUUACUCUAAAGAAGGAACCGAAGAUAAUAGAAAUAGAGCAGUGGAGAAAGUGAGAGCCUAUCAAAGCAAAGGUUCUAAUUUGUUGCCACAUGUAAUUGAUUCAACUGCUCAAAUAACAAGUGCAAUUUUACUAGAUGAAAGGGAAACUGGUUCGCAUAAUAAUAAUGUAUCUGUAAGAUUGGGAUAUACUAUGACGCUAGUAAGAUUUGUCAAUGGGUUGUUAGAUCCAACCCAGCAAUCAAUGUAUGCCAUUCCAUUACAUACACUGGCUAAAAAAAUUGGAUUACCUUCGUGGUUUGUUGAUUUGAGGCACUGGGGUACACAUGAAAGAGAACUACUGAGUCUAGAUAUGUUACGUUUGGCCUCUAAGGAAGCAUUGGGUUGGCUGUGGAACCACUACUGGAAUGAUGAAGAGUUAGAAGAUUCUAGUGAAGGUGAAGAGGAAGAAAUUACAGAGAAGGAGACGGGCAUAAAUUUAGAUGAUGUUGAAUUUAUAUUAAAUGAGUUUCAAAGAAUUAAACAUAUUAUUGUAGAGUAUAGUUGGAUAUGGGAAUCGGAAAGUUCUAAUGUCAUCACAAGUUCAAAUUUCAAUGUUUCCGAAAUGAAUAAAUCUAUUAAAAAUACAAAUAAAUCCAAAAAUCAUUCUGAAUUGUCACCACAAGAGAUAGUUACGAAAUUUUUAAAUAAAUUGAAAAAAAUAUGGAGAAAUACAGAAAACAAACAAAAAUUUGUUGAAACAUUCAUAGAAAAUUGUAACACAUUAAUGAUGAAAUUAUAUUUGUCCAAGUUAAAUGGGUUUGACAUUGAAUUAAUGAAGUGGGUUAUUGAAGCCAGCAAAGGUGAACGACACGAAACUAAUAAGAUAAUCAAGGGGAAAUAUUCUAAUUGGGAAACCAUGGAAUUGAAACUUUUGGAUAAAUCUAUCAGACUUUUCAAUAUUCGAUCUAUCCUUAAUGAUUGGGACUCAUGGGAAAAGCUCUUGGAAGAGAAUCAAUCCUAUGUAACUUUAGUAGUAAGUCAGAGGCUUUUAAAAUCGAUACAGAAGUAUAACGAAGAGAGUGGCAUGAGAAAAAAAAGAAAGCGCAAGAGAAGCGAAAAUUUGGAACAAGAUAUUGAAAAUAACUUAGCGUCACAGGUCAAAAAUCUAGAACAGUUAUACAACAAGAAUGACAUGAAGUUACUAGAUUUGAAAUUACAAGAAAAACAUGUGGUUCAUCAAGUGGAAGAAAAUAAAGUUGCGAAGUCUCAGACAAAGGCAGUUGAAAAUAACAAUUCAAUGGCAGAUAUAUUGGGGGAUUUAGCAGAUUUAAAACAGAGAACGCAUAAGAUUAAUAAACCUGAAUUAUCAACUGAUGAAAAGGAUACCGAGGUUGAAGUUCCAAUAGUACUUUGGGAACGUUAUCCUAACUGGGAACCCAAACCUUUUGGUGUAUCUUAG